CGAGGCAGGGCGAGGCAGCCGCGCAGGCAUGCAGGCAGGAUUUCAAAUCCUCUAUGCUUAUUGCUGACAUUCAAAUCAAAUCACAGAUCGGCUGGCUACCUCUUGGAUUUGUAAAAGAGAUCUUUGUUGAUUUGUUUUUCCUGCUAUUGAAAACUAUAUAUAUACUUGGUAGUACUAACAGACCAUGUUUCCAUGAUCCAAUCUUGGUUGAGAAUCUGGCAGCGACAGGGAAGCUGGAGCAGCAGCCCCUCGCAACAUCCUCAUUCAAUCUUGCCUUCCUCCCUCCCUCCCCCUUCCCCUCCUCCUCCUCCUCAUCCUCUCCCUCCUCCGCAAGGACCUUCUCAUGGAUGUACCUUCCUCAUCACGCUAAGGCAACAUUUAGCUCGAAUCUUUGGAAGAGCCCAUCAAGAGACAGCUCCAAUUUCCCUCUUGGUCUCCUUGGAAACGAGUCGGAGUGGCAAAUGAGGCUUUUGUUGCUCAGCGCUGUGCACGCAAUGAGCCUGCGUGUGCUCUUUGCUGUGCUCGGAUUGUGGUAAGUGUGCACCGACAACGUGCUAGGCUAAGCCCGCCGUGGGAACAUUGAUUGUCAAGGUUAGAAAAUCCACAGCGCUGCAUCUUGCUGUCUGCAAUUACAGUGCAGGCACGAGAAGCGUGACAGAGUAAGUCCAUGAUUGGGACUCAUUUGGUUGUUAAAGCCAAGGGUUGGCUUGGGUUUUUCCCCCCCCCCUUCAUUUCUCUGUAUCGUUGUGCAUCAUUACCGCUAUGGCGCAAGUAAAAUGUCAUACGGUGGCAGUCUUCAGGAUGACUAGAAAAGCACCUAAGGGAAGCAGGCUCCUACAUCAUGACAAUGCAAGAUAUUGAAGUUGCAGCGCUUUGAAAUCAACACGUCGUACAGAUUUGGAUUGAGAUCUUUUCAUUUCUCGCAGCGUGGCCCUUCAGCCCGGCAAACAAGAGGAGGAGGAUUAUGAGGACGUCGCCAUCAAUAAGACCUGGGUCCUAUCGCCAAAGGUCUAUGAAAGCGAUGUGACCAUGAUACUUAAUAAACUUCUGCAAGGCUAUGACAACAAACUACGACCUGACAUUGGGGUGAGGCCGACGGUGAUCGAGACAGCCGUAUACGUCAACAGCAUUGGACCAGUCGACCCCAUCAACAUGGAAUACACCAUCGACAUCUUUUUUGCUCAGACGUGGUAUGACGGCAGACUCAAGUUCAACAGUUCAAUGAAGCUCCUUAUGCUCAACAGUAACAUGGUAGGCAAAAUCUGGAUUCCCGACACAUUCUUCAGAAAUUCCAGGAAAUCCGACGCCCACUGGAUCACCACGCCAAACCGCCUGCUGAGGCUGUGGGGCAAUGGCAGAGUGAUGUACACGCUCAGGUUGACUAUUAAUGCAGAGUGUUACCUUAAGCUGCAUAACUUUCCAAUGGAUGAGCACUCGUGUCCGCUGGAGUUUUCAAGCUACGGUUACCCCCGGACGGAGAUUUUAUACCGGUGGCAAAGACGAGCGGUGGAGGUGGCUGACCAGCGGUACUGGAGACUUUACCAGUUUGCAUUUGUCGGAAUGAGAAAUACUUCUGACGUGGCGCACACCCAGUCGGGGGAAUAUGUCAUCAUGACCAUCUUUUUUGACCUGAGUCGGAGAAUGGGUUACUUCACCAUCCAGACGUACAUUCCGUGUAGCAUGAUAGUGGUCCUGUCCUGGGUCUCUUUCUGGAUUAACAAGGAUGCUGUCCCAGCUCGUACAUCUUUAGGAAUCACCACCGUGCUUACCAUGACCACCCUUAGCACCAUCUCCAGAAAGUCUUUGCCCAAGGUGUCAUAUGUGACAGCCAUGGACCUGUUUGUCUCCGUCUGCUUCAUCUUCACCUUUGCCGCUCUGAUGGAAUAUGGAACACUGCAUUACUUCACCAGCAACAGACAGACCAAAAAGUCCAAAGCCAAAAACAACGCACACCAGAAGCCACCGAGUCUGGUCAAUAUCCGUCCCGGAGCGUCCUUGCUGCAAAUGAACAACAUCAUGCACUAUCACGACGACCAGGACGACUUUGCCUAUGAAUGUUUGGACGGAAAAGACUGCGCCACUUUCUUCUGCUGCUUUGAUGACUGUCGCUCAGGUGCCUGGCGAGAAAACAGGAUGCACGUGCGAAUUGGCUCUGCUUUCUUCUGGCUAUUUCCUCCAUCAUGGCUAAUGAAAACAAGAAUGGCUCAUACACACCGUGAAAGGCUGUCUGUUUUUCCUCUACAUCAGAAUAUGGACUUUUGGGGGGGAGGAAGGACAUUUGCAUAUGAAGGGACCCUUCAUCUCAUCACAAAUGUCAUUCCAUAUGUAUGUACGUAUGUGUUUAUACAGCUGAAGCUCCGUUCUACGCGAUUUAUGGACUAUAUCAUAUUUUCAAUGCACGAUAAAGACCGUACAAAGCCAACUGACUAGCACGUCAACUUUAGCACCGGUGAUUGGAGGAUUCCCAAAUUCCGCAUACAAUCGAGCUUUAGCUGUACACUGAUCAUCCCUCGUUUUUCGCAGGAAAUAUGUUCCAGAAGCACUGGUGAAAAACGACCACCUAAAUAAAUGAUUUCGACAUGUAAA
Molecule: messenger RNA, 2586 nt
Organism: Syngnathus typhle (broad-nosed pipefish)
Lineage: Eukaryota; Metazoa; Chordata; Actinopteri; Syngnathiformes; Syngnathidae
Gene: gabrg1
Product: gamma-aminobutyric acid type A receptor subunit gamma1
Exons: 10
Coding region: 1030-2430 (466 amino acids)
Biological process (GO): gamma-aminobutyric acid signaling pathway; signal transduction; synaptic transmission, GABAergic
Cellular component (GO): synapse; neuron projection; dendrite membrane
Molecular function (GO): transmitter-gated monoatomic ion channel activity involved in regulation of postsynaptic membrane potential; benzodiazepine receptor activity; GABA-gated chloride ion channel activity
Source: RefSeq, a predicted model, not a curated record